AUGGUCCCGGGCGCGGUAACCCCGGGCCAGGCGGACCGGGCGGAUCGGGGGGACGAGGGGGACCGGGGCAUGGGGGCCCCGGGCAGGGGUUUGGGCGCGGAGGAGGAUUUGAAGGCGGGUUUCAUCCUGGCGCAGGGUUUGGGGGGCGCGGGGAGUAUGGGGGAAGAGGGGAGUAUGGCGGAAGGGGAGACUAUGGUGGCGGACGGGGCGGAGAUUACGGAGGGAGAGGCGGAUUCUUUGAUGGUACGUGCACUGGUGUUUGCAGUCCCUCCCCCUCCUACCUUUCCUCCCCACUCCUCUCCAUUCCCCCGCUCGUCCCCCCACGUUCCCACCACCCCUCCCUUGUAUGCAGCGCGCAGGAUGCAGCGGCGGGGCAUGCAGAGGCGAACAGUGGACUACAGCGCCACCGUCGCACUCUACCUGCAUGAGCGCGCGCGCCAGUGGGACGCCCGUGACGCCUCGGACCUCCUGCCCACCUCCUCCGCUUCCCUCAAGGAGGAGUUCUAG
Closterium sp. Naga37s-1 is the source of this 507-nucleotide messenger RNA. Lineage: Eukaryota; Viridiplantae; Streptophyta; Zygnematophyceae; Desmidiales; Closteriaceae. The record is from the annotation of a GenBank genome assembly.